Molecule: messenger RNA, 342 nt
Organism: Prorocentrum cordatum
Lineage: Eukaryota; Dinophyceae; Prorocentrales; Prorocentraceae
Source: the annotation of a GenBank genome assembly
AUGCGGGCACUCGAAGCCUUGCACGACUUCUGGGCGCGUGGCACUCGCUGGCGCCUUCACACUCCUCAACUCCUGGGACCCCCCCCCCGUUUUUCGACCUCCCUGCGCUCGGGCCCCCCCCCGCUCCCGCCGCUGCGGGCUGUGGCCCUGGCCGCCAGGAUGCGCGCGCCGCUUGAGACCGCAGCGGUCUGGCGGUCGCCGUGCCCGUUGCUUGAGGCAGAGGCGGAGGAGCAUCUUCCGAUGGCGCAGUGGGUGGGGGCGGGAGGUGGCACUGGGCUGUGGCCGAAUUUCUGGGUCGAGCCUCCUCUUGCCUGGAGCCUGCGAGUGGCUGCGGAGGCCUGA